Nematocida ausubeli is the source of this 636-nucleotide messenger RNA. RefSeq lists its product as uncharacterized. The record is from RefSeq and is a predicted model, not a curated record. Gene Ontology annotation, biological process: intracellular transport. Lineage: Eukaryota; Fungi; Microsporidia. Gene Ontology annotation, cellular component: cytoplasm; nuclear pore. Gene Ontology annotation, molecular function: GTPase activator activity. The transcript has a single exon. The coding region runs from base 1 to 636 and encodes 211 amino acids.
AUGGAAGCAAAGGAGCACAAGGAAGAAAUUCACGCACAAGACCCCAUCCCAGAAACAGAGGAGGAGCAGAUAAGAAGAAGGAGAGAGGAGUAUACAAAACUCUCUGAGAAGGACGACAUUAUUUUCUCGGCCUCUGCGAUUCUAUACAGAUUCCAAAUAGAAACAAAGUCCUGGGUUGGCCGAGGAAAGGGGAAGCUGCGUGUUUCUCUUGAGCCAACCAGCAAGAAGUACAGAAUCACCCAGAUCCGGGAAAAGGUUUUCAAGCUCGGGUGCAACCACUAUAUAGAGAAGGAAACAGUCCUGACAAAGUACUCCCUGGCAGAGCACUCUUGGAUGUGGACCACAUUCGGAGAUGACUGCGGGGAUGGCCUGGACAAGACACAGAAGCUUCUGACUCGGUUCACCACUGCAGAGGAUGCAGAGAAGUUCUUUGCUGCAGUAGAAAAGGGCCGGGCACAGGCAGAAAAGCCAAAGGAAGAGCGUGAAGGACCAGCAGAGAAGAAGGCUGAGCACACGGAGGAAGCUAAGGAGGACAAGGAGGAGAGCCAGGACGGCGACAAGCCCUCUAAGCCAGAAACCAAGGCGCAGGAUGAUGCCCCGAAGGCGGAAGAGAAAGAAGAUGCAAAAAAAGACUAG